Molecule: messenger RNA, 1218 nt
Organism: Theileria equi strain WA
Lineage: Eukaryota; Apicomplexa; Aconoidasida; Piroplasmida; Theileriidae
Exons: 2
Coding region: 1-1218 (405 amino acids)
Source: RefSeq, a predicted model, not a curated record
AUGGAUGCUAAAAAGGUCAUUGUUUAUUUUUGCAAUAGUGAAGUAACUGCCGGUAAAACCGCAGACAACCCCCUCCUUAUCUACCUACCAGAUGUCAGUGGGAAACAGUGGUUUAGGAAACCAGAUGGUGAUAGUAUUAAUAUAUGGAGUUCAGUUUCUGAUGUUAGUCUUAAAGAUGAUACGAACAAUAAAAGCAUAGUAAACUUCUUGGAUACUAUUGAAAGUGUCUGUCAACCACCGAAAGUAACUAUAAACAUCUAUAAUAGGCCAGAUAGUGGAAUAAUCUAUACCACUUAUGAUUGUUGUAAUUCAUCUAAAAAAUCGCAAAUUAUAAAUGUAAAUAGGAAUCACCACCGUAGGGGUAUUUUGAAUGGCUUUACUGAAUACACUCACAGAUCACAGGAAAGAGCGAGCAAUUAUUUCACUGUUAAAGAGUUUAAAUACAAUACUCAAUCUAUCACAGAAGGGUUACGAGGAAUGUAUAAAGUCACAUCGGUAUCUGUCUACUACUGGACUAUUUUGGAAGCUCCUACUAGGAAGGGUCCUCCAGAUGAGAGAGGCAGACCUCUUCUUAUUAAAGUGGUCGUUUAUGAACCUGGUAAACACCUUGAGGAGAAAUGGUAUGAAAAUAAUAGUGAAAAUUAUAAUACCAAAUGGAAUAAGGUUGGUGAUGAUGCAGCUCUCAACCUUUCCUCCGAUAAAACUAAGCUAAAAUAUAAGUUGGACAUCCUAAACUGUAAACUCAAUAAUGCGGUUGUCAUAAAUGUAAGUAAGAAACCAGAUCCCCCUGGUACAGGUACUAAGACUUAUGAUGCUUGUGAGGAAAACACCUUGGAUCCUUCUCACGGUACUCAUAAAAUGGAAGUUGAGGAUACUCCUGUGGGUAAACUUGGAAGUUAUGAAUGUUACACUCACACUCUAAAGGAUUCAUCCAGUGGACCGUUUCAUGUAGUAUCUUUUAAGAAUGGAUCUCAUAUAAUAACCUUCGAUGGACCGGGAACUCCCACUCUACCCAUUUUGGAUGUGAAGGAAGUUAAAGUAUACAUCUGUAAGGAAGAUGAGAAGCCCCUUCUCUUGUUCUACAAAACUGGGAGUUAUCAUCACUGGUAUAAGAAUAAUGGUCCUAAGGAUCCUGCUGGUAAAUGGGAAAAGGUUAAAGACACUCCAGAUUCUCCACAAGACCACGAACAGAUCAUUGAAGAGAUCCAUAUGUACUGA